This is a messenger RNA of Symbiodinium sp. CCMP2456, 1968 nucleotides long. NCBI's taxonomy places the organism in Eukaryota, Dinophyceae, Suessiales, Symbiodiniaceae. The record is from the annotation of a GenBank genome assembly.
GCUGGGAUGAACCUGACGGGCAGUGCGCGCGCGGCAGUUGCCGCAGUUCCGAGAUAUCUGACGCCGGGAAUGCCCAGCCAGAUGGCACCGACUAUGUGCGUCGGCAGUGCGAACGCGCCAGUGGCCAUCAACGCCGGCAGCGCCGGGGUGCCAGUCGGCGUGGGUAGCGCUGGCAUCCCAGUGGGCUACCAAGCGCAGGGCAGCGCCGGCCUGCCGGUUGGCGCCGGCAUGCAGGCCCAUGUGACCAUGCCGGUGUACAAUGCGGCGCCUGGGCCAGCAGCGAUCCGGGCUAUCCCCCAGGUGCAGCUGAUCGAAAAGAUCGUAGAGGUGCCCAAGGUGGAGGUCCAGGAGAAGUAUGUAGACGUGCCGACCACCCUGUACCAGGAGAAGGUCGUGGAGGUGCCUCAGGUCCAAGUCGCUGAGGUCGUGAGACAAGUGCCCAAGAUUGAGGUGCAAGAGGUCAUGAAGGAAGUCAGCAAGCCCAUCACGGAAGUCUAUGAGAGGAUCGUCGAGGUCCCGCAGACGAUGUAUGUAGAGAAGCUGGUCGAAGUGCCGAAAGUGCAGGUGGUGGAGACCAUCAAACAAGUGCCGAAGCCGAUGAUGAAGCAGGUGGAGAAGCAGGUCGUCAAGCCCAUCUACGAGGUCAUCGAGCGGGUGGUAGAGGUCCCCAUCACAACCAUCCAGGAACAGAUCGUGGAAGUUCCGAAGAUGGAGUACGUGGACCUCGUCCGCGAGAUUCCGAGGCCCGAAGUCCAAAAGGUGCAGAAGCAGGUGGAGAAGCCUGUGAUUCAGUGCAUCGAGAAGGUCAUGGAGGUUCCGCAGUACACCGUGCAGGAGUGCAUCGUGGAAGUCCCGCGGGUGGAAGUCCACGAGGUCACGAAGCAGGUGCCCCGAGUGGAGAUCCAAACGGUCGACAAGGAGGUCAGGAAGCGGGAGAUUCAGUACGUCGAGAAGAUCGUCGAGGUGCCGCAGGUUGUCUAUGAGGAGCGCAUCGUCGAGGUGCCACGGAUCGAAUACCGCGAGGUGAUCAAGCAGGUGCCGAAGCCCGAGGUGCAGUACAUCGACAAGAAGGUGCCCAAGCAUGUCAUCGAAUAUGUGGAGAAGAUCGUGGAGGUGCCACAGGUGGUCUAUGAGGAGCGCCCCAUAGAGGUGGAGCAGGUCCACACUGUGGAAGCCCUCACCGAGAUCCCGAAGCCGGUGGUGCAGACGAUCGAGAAGCAGAUUCCCAGGAUCGAGCUCCGGGCGCAAGAGCGCAUCGUGGAGGUUCCGACGACUCUGCAGGUCGAGCAGCCGGUUGAGGUUCCUCAGGUGCUCAUCGCCGAGCAGAUACGUCAGGUCCCGGAGCCUGAGGUGCAGUACGUCGAUAGGGAAGUGCCUAAUGUGACCUACCAACCGGUCGAGCAGAUAGUGGAAGUUCCGCAGGUGGUCAAAGAGGAGCGACUGGUGGAGGUCCCGCAGGUGCAGCUGGCGGAGUUCGUGAAGCAGGUGGCAGCGGUUCUUGGUUCGAAAGUUCCGGUUCCAUCGUUUCCGACCUUCCCAGAGAGACUCCCCGAGGAGUCUCUGGGCCGUUCCCUCGCCAUGCCUCGUGCGCCGCUGGCUUUGCGAGCCCUGCUCUUUGGCUUGAGCCUGCAGGCAAUGGUGUGGAAGCUGUGUUUCACCGAGCUGGGCAUCCUCUCGGCUCGUGCGAGAGUAGCUUGGUUGGCGGCAGGUUUGACUCUACACACUGAGCUGCCACGGCAGACGACAGUACACCCGGUGGCGUCAUCCAGAAGCUUGCAGAAGAGAUCUAGUUCCGAGACCGAUUUCUCCACGCAGGACAUGCAGCAGGUGGCGAAUUUAGUUCUGUCAGGUGGGGCUCUCUAUGCAAGCGGCGCCUACAACAGCAGCUACGCGGCUGUCUUGGAUGCGCACUCUCGGGCGAUGAAGAGAAGCACAGAGUAUCGGAGGACCCGAAGAAGGUCCCCGUGA